GGUGGUAAAACAUUCAUGAAGAUUCGUUUUGAAAUUGACAAAAAAAAAAUUGUAUGAAUUAAAUUUUAAUAAAAACAUUAAUACACAUAUAAUAAUAAUAAUAAUAGAUAUAACAAUCGAAUAAAUUAUUAUUGAAAUAGUUCGCCCUUGAGCUCAUGAUUAUAACUGAUAACAGAUUCCAAUUGACAUUCGUAAGAACACCGUGAAAAUGGACAUCGCAAAGCACCUAACAAUUAGAAAGGCCGAAAAAACAGAUAUGAAAUAUGUUUUUGAAAUGAUAAAGGAACUAGCUGUAUUUGAAAAUAUGGCUGACCAAGUAAAAGUUACUGCCAAAACAUUGGAAACUGAUGGAUUUUCUGAGAACCCAGUGUUCACUUGUUACGUAGCAGAAGUGAAUAACAAAAUCAUAGGCUAUACUCUCUAUUAUAUAUGUUAUUCAACAUGGAUUGGAAAAUCGAUAUUCCUAGAAGAUUUAUAUGUAAAAGAUAAAUACAGAAAACAAGGAAUUGGAAAGAAACUAAUCUUAACCAUUGCAAAACUUGCUUAUGAGACAAGUAGUAGGUUAGAUUUUCAUGUACUAUCUUGGAAUCCAGCGAUUGAAUUUUACAAGAGUUUAGGAGCUGUUAAUUUAUCAGAUACUGAAAAUUGGCAACUAUUCAGACUGAACAAAGACAGUCUUUGUAAAUUGUUUAAUUAAUAAAUAUAUUCUUGUUCAAAGUGGAA
Nicrophorus vespilloides is the source of this 723-nucleotide messenger RNA. Its product is annotated as diamine acetyltransferase 2. Gene Ontology annotation, molecular function: N-acetyltransferase activity. The coding region runs from base 209 to 697 and encodes 162 amino acids. The record is from RefSeq and is a predicted model, not a curated record. The transcript is spliced from 2 exons. Lineage: Eukaryota; Metazoa; Arthropoda; Insecta; Coleoptera; Silphidae.